Messenger RNA from Zerene cesonia (dogface butterfly), 2308 nucleotides. Its product is annotated as peptidylprolyl isomerase domain and WD repeat-containing protein 1. Gene Ontology annotation, biological process: protein peptidyl-prolyl isomerization. Gene Ontology annotation, molecular function: peptidyl-prolyl cis-trans isomerase activity; protein binding. The record is from RefSeq and is a predicted model, not a curated record. The transcript has 12 exons. NCBI's taxonomy places the organism in Eukaryota, Metazoa, Arthropoda, Insecta, Lepidoptera, Pieridae. Bases 121 to 1983 code for a protein of 620 amino acids.
UUUUUCUGACUUGUGUCAUUAAUGACAUAAACGCUAAAUGUGUUUUGAGUUUAUUAGGGAUGUUGUUUAUUGAAAUUAUUAAUGAAAGAAAAUAUUUAUAGCAAUUAGAUCCCAAACAACAUGUCAGAAGAAAAACGACCUGCCAGUCCAGAAGCGACCAAAGAUGAAGAAGAAGGGGAUAACUGGAUUGGACCUAUGCCUUCCGAAGCAUCUCAACCAAAACCUAAAAAGAGAAAAGUGUUGGAGUUUGAAUCUUUGUAUCUCGAAAAUCUGCCCUUGUCAGAGACAUAUGAGCGCAGUUACAUGCACAGAGAUGUUAUCACGCACAUAAUAGUAACAAAAACAGAUUUUGUCAUCACAGCCAGUCAGGAUGGACAUCUAAAGUUUUGGAAGAAACAGGAGGAAGGUAUAGAAUUUGUGAAGCAUUUCCGAUGUCAUUUAGCGCCAAUUAGUCACAUGUCAGCAAACAGCACAGGGAGCCUGCUGUGCACUGCAUCCCCGGAGAAGACUGUUAAAGUGUUCGAUGUUAUUAAUUUUGACAUGAUAAAUAUGAUCUCAAUAGAGUUUGAACCAUACUGCACAGAGUGGGUGCAUUCAGCUGGUGAUCCCAUAUCAGCUUUAGCAAUAUCAGAAAAGAACAGCAACAAGAUUCACAUAUUCGACGGCACACAGACAACAAGCACUCCCUUGCAUACAUUCUCAUUGCACCAAAAAGAUGUUGUCACCAUUAAAUACAAUCCUGUGUUUGAAACCGCCGUGUCUGUUGAUAAGGCAGGUAUCGUAGAGUACUGGACUGGACCAAAGCAUGAAUAUGAGUUUCCCAAAAACGUUCGUUUCACAUCCAAGCUGGAUACAGACUUGUUUGACUUCCUAAAGAACAAGACGUACCCCACUGCGCUUGCUUUCUCGCCCGAUGGAAAGAAAAUGGCUUCUAUAAGUUUGGAUAGGAAGGUACGAAUAUUCCACUUCUUAACGGGCAAGCUCCACAAGGUGCUGGAUGAAAGUUUGCAGCGCUACCAAGAGUUGCAGCAUCAAACGCAGCAGUUGCCCAACAUGGAGUUUGGUAGACGCAUGGCAACAGAGCGGGAACUGGAGAAAUCAGACGCGGCGCAACUCGCGAACAUACUGUUCGACGCGAGCGGGCACUUCGUCGCGUACGCGACCAUGCUCGGCGUCAAACUCGUCAACCUAACGACGAACCGGUGUGCAGCGACUCUCGGCAAGCCGGAGAACUUGCGCGCACUACACUUGGCGCUCUUCCAGGGUCGCACGAACCAAUCCAAAGUAGCAUCUACACUCGAAAUGGAAGGCUCGGAGAACCCUACGCUGCUCACCAUCAAGAUGGACCCCACUCUAUUUUGCACGGCGUACAAGAAGAACAGGUUCUACAUGUUCUCCAGGAGGAGCCCUGAUGAUGUCAAGAGCCCUGAUGCUGACCGGGAUAUAUUCAAUGAGAAGCCGUCUAAGGAGGACAUUAUAUCGGCUACAGAGGGACAAGGUGUGCAGCGGCUGUACGAGCAGGCGAUCAUCCACACGUCGCUGGGCGACAUCCACAUCCGGCUGUUCGGCAAGGACGCGCCGCGCACCGUGGAGAACUUCUGCGGCCACGCGCGGAACGGCUACUUCAACGGCCACAUCUUCCACCGCGUCAUCAAGGGCUUCAUGGUGCAGACGGGCGACCCCACUGGCACGGGCAGCGGCGGCGAGAGCAUCUGGGGCGGCGAGUUCGCGGACGAGUUCCGCGCGCAGCUGAAGCACGACCGGCCCUACACCGUGAGCAUGGCCAACGCCGGCCCGCACACCAACGGCAGCCAGUUCUUCAUCACGCUCGCGCCCACCCCGUGGUUGGAUAAUAAGCACACAAUAUUUGGUCGAGUUAUCCGCGGGAUGGAGGUCGUUCAAAACAUUGGAAGUGUGAAAACCAAUCCCAAAACUGACAAGCCCUAUGACGACGUGAGAGUUAUAUCUGUUACUGUGAAAUAACUAUAAUAAAUUAAAUUUUGGUGUAAUUUAUAAAAUAAUUUGUAAAAACAGUGUUCAAAAUAUAUCAUGGUUGUAUUAAAUGAGACUCUACAUAGUGCUGUAUUCGUAUUUGCUAAUGUCUUUAUGAAUCUUUGUGAAAAAUAGUAAAAAAUACAGUGAAACGAACGCCUUUUUGUCGUCGUAUAACGCAUAAUUAGCUGAAUAUCGAAAUAAUUUUACACUUUUGAUGAAAUAAAUUUAAAAUCACAACAGGAAAUAUGUAUUUCAGGAAUAGGAUGUGAAUGAUUUGAUUGCUUUUGAUUGAAAAGUUGUAAUUAAUUGUGAA